CUCUCUCCUCCCUGCUCCUCCUCUGCAGGCCUCCUGCUCUCCGCUGCAGAGAGGAGCUCUGUGACGUCAGGGAAGGCUUCAGCGGUGCCUUGCUGGUUGGAGCGGAAAAAAAAAUGGGGAGAAGAUUGCGAGGACCUCAGGCAGGAGAACCACGAAUGAUGAAGUGAAACGACCAGUUGAAAGUUGCCACUAUGUGUGGUCGUGUGACUGAGCUGUGCUCCUCCGUUGCACAUCGGAUCUCUCUUAUUCCUACUGACUUGCCGUAGUCGCUCAGUUUUAAGCAUGAGAGGAUCUGUCAGGUGUUCGACCUCUGUGCCCUCAUACUGGCACCGCUGUUGUGCCGCGUGAGCGCCGACCCCUCCCCUCCGGCAGUUACUGCACGGCAUGGCCUCUCUGGACCUGCCAUACCGCUGUCCUCGCUGCGGGGAGCACAAGCGCUUCCGAAGCCUGUCGUCCUUACGUGCCCACCUGGAGUACAACCACACGUACGAGACCCUCUACGUCCUCUCCAAAUCCAACAGUGUAUGCGAUGCCGCUGCUCUGCUGCCGCUAGUGGCUGAGGGAGCUCUCCUCACACCUGCCAACAACAACGACCCCUUUGAGCCCCUCCGGCCUUCAGCUUUAAAGGAACGUCGCUUCCCUUGCCGCGAGCUUCCUUGUGCGGACGACUUGAGUUUGACACCGGCUAACUCUGCUAACACUGCAGCCAGGUACAUUCCCAAUGUGGAGUUUCCCCUCGGGGAGAUUUUUAUGAAGAAAGCCAUGACAUCUACAGACCCAGGUCCCCAUGGAAACCCCAGCACUGCUGUAGCAGUGGCAGCUAAUGUAGCAGCCAGUGCAGUGGAGGCAGCCUAUGAGGAAGGCCUGGCCAGGCUGAAGGCGAGGGCCUUUGAACGGCUGGAGCUGGAUGAAAGGCUGGAGAAGCUUUCUGAAGAGGUGGAGCAGAAAAUAGCAGCUCGCGUAGGUCGUCUUCAGGCGGAGCUGGAGAGGAAGAGCUCUGAGCUGGAGCGGGCCAAGCAGGAGAGCGAGCGGCUGAGCCAGGAGAAACAAGACCUGGAGGACAAGGCCUCCGAACUCUCUCGGCAGGUUGACGUCUCUGUGGAAAUGUUAGCCAGCCUCAAACAGGACCUGGUGAACAAGGAGGAGGAGCUCAGUCACAAACAACAGGAAGUCGCCCAGAUUGACCAGUUCCUUCAGGAGACAGCGGCACGUGAAGCCAAUGCCAAAGUGCGACUGCAGCAGUUCAUUGAGGAACUACUGGACCGCGCUGAUCGCGCUGAAAAACAGCUGCAGAUCAUCAGCAGCUGUGGCACCACACCCAACGGCAGCCUGGGACGCUGCAGCCUGCAGGCCACGAAGGGCAACAGCCGCCAGAGAAACUCCAGCCUUUCUGGAAGCACAAGAGGCAUGUACCAAGUGUCAGACCGGCGUUCCUCACCCAGCACAGGAGCAUCAGGGCGGAUCAAGUCCGUCUCACAAGGCUCUGGAGGUUACGACAGUGACAGCGUGGAGAUGCAUCCCAUGGAGGAGUGUCCCGAGGCUCAGUACUAUCACAUGCAGUGCCGGCUGGGUGAGGGCGGUUAUGAGCGCUCCCCUGGAUGUGGCUCAAGGAACUGGGGUCUUCGUAAGCAGGCUAUUCAGAACUGGCAGCGGCGACCCUACAGGAACAGCACUGAAGGAGAGGAGGGAGACGUGUCAGAUGUGGGCUCUCGGACCACCGAGUCCGAGGUGGAGAUGUGGGAACAAGAGAGGAGAGCUGUGGCUGAGGUACAGCAGUCUGCCGCUCCCUAUCCCCACCAUGGCAGGGCAGGAUAUCGUCCUAACACAGGCCGUUCUGAUGGGGUCUACAACAAACCAUGUCGACAUGAAAAGAGCCCAUCCAAAUCCAACGAGGUGAUCAGUCCAGAGAUCCUGAAGAUGCGUGCGGCUCUCUUCUGUAUCUUCACCUACCUGGAUACUAAAACCCUGCUGAGAGCCGCCGAGGUUUGCCGCGACUGGAAGUUUGUGGCCCGUCACCCGGCCGUGUGGACCAGAGUGCUGCUGGAGAACGCUCGCAUUUCUUCCAAGUUCCUGAGCAUACUGUCUCAGUGGUGCACUCAGACGCACUCCCUCAUUCUGCAAAACCUCAAACCAAGACAGCGGGGGAAGAAGGAGACCAAGGAGGACUACCUGAAAAGCACACGUGGCUGUCUGGAAGAAGGUCUGGAGGCGUUGUUAAAGGCCACAGGAGGUAACCUGCUCAUACUGAAGAUUUCACACUGCCCCAACCUGCUGACUGAUCGCUCCCUCUGGCUGGCCAGCUGCUACUGCCGAGCUCUGCAGGCUGUAACCUACAGAAGUGCCACAGAUCCAGUUGGCCAGGAGGUGAUCUGGGCCCUGGGAGCAGGUUGUAGAGACAUCAUCUCCCUACAGGUGGCACCGCUGCACCCAUGCCAACAACCCGCUCGUUUCAGUAACCGAUGCCUACAGACGAUUGGAAGGUGUUGGCCACACCUCCGUGCUCUCGGUGUGGGCGGGGCCGGUUGUGGGAUUCAGGGGCUGGCCUCUCUAGCGAGGAACUGCAUGCGCCUGCAGGUGCUGGAGUUGGAUCAUGUGAGCGAGAUCAACCAAGAGGUGGCAGCAGAGGUUUGCAGAGAGGGCUUAAAAGGUCUGGAGAUGCUGGUGCUCACCUCCACACCAGUCACCCCCAAAGCCCUGCUGCAUUUCAACAGUGUUUGCCGCAACCUGAAGUCCAUCGUGGUCCAGAUUGGUAUAGAAGACUAUUUCGAGGACCCCAACAGCCCUGAAGCUAGAAAACUGUUUGACGAGAUGGUCAACAAGCUGCAGGCUCUGAAGAAGAGACCCGGUUUCUCCAAAAUCCUCCAUGUGAAAGCAGAUAGCCUCUGCUAACAUCUUUUGUGCAGAUUCUUCAAGUCUUGGAGGGACGCCAUCUUGGCUCCAGUCAAUCAUAAAGACCCAGCUGUUUUGAGCCCACUCAGUGGGGCUGAAUACGUCUGCAGGACCGACAGAAACAACAGAAGAUCGCCGCGAUGAACCAAGGCUGAGGCUCCAUGUGCAUACUCUACUAAUACAGAAAAUAAUUCUUUCACCAUUUCAGUAAGGAGAAACUGAUAUCUCCUUCAUGUUGGUUAUGAACAGUCAAGAGGCUUGUUUGGACCAACAGUGGCUCUAUAUAUCACAUGAAUGGCCUGUCGUAAACUUUACAAAGACCCAAAUAACCCAACAAAACUGUCAGAUUCCUCUUUUUGGUCUUUUACUUUAACCAUAAAAUUGGUUCUUGCACCUGCACAGAGCCAGAUCCCUCUCUUGAAACACCUGGGGCCAGGUGACAGCGCUGUAUUUUACUGUCUGCAUCCACAUAAUGCUUGACACACACUUGAGACUACCUUCAGCAGCACGUGGGCAGGAGCACAUAAUAAAUCAUACAUACUUUUUUUCACAGCAGUAUAAGGUUAAGAGACUUGAAACGGGAGCUUUGUGUAUGCGUGUGUGCAGAUGAGUGAAUGCAUACAGCUGAGAGCUGAAUACAUGGUUUUCAACCUGCCUGUCUCACGCUGCUGUGCGUUGGAGCAGGACAACGGACAACUUUCAACGCUUACUGCUUCCGCCCCAAACAGAAAAGUGCUUAACCAUCUCCGGGCGCAGCGGACAGAGCAAGAACAGCACUCUCAGUAACACGCUGACCUUGACAGUCGUCAUGGCAGAGAUUCGUUUAGCCUCUAUUUCCAUCUUCUGCUUCCUCAUGUGAGCAGCAUCAGGCCACAAACCUGGACUCGGUGUUUCACGUUGUUGUUGUGUCUCCAGAGGGAAGAUGAUCCAUAAUGCAUUUCUCUCUCUCUCUCUCUCAAAAACAAAAAGCAAACAAACUGGUGCCAUUUGUAACAGUGUCCUCAUUCCAGUGAGCGUUUUCUCCAAUGUGCCAUUAAUGAGGGAAGAUUUCAUUUGAAUGGAAACAUCACUUACUGAACAAAAGGGUGUUUUGAUUCAUGUGGAACGUAGUCUCAAGGUGCAUACAGAUGUUACAGUGUUUAUACAUCAUGUGAGUUUCAUACUUUACCAUACUAAACAGUGCCAUUCCUGUCAAUAGUGCUUGUCACAGCUGAAAAAUCCAUCUUUAUAUUCUUCAGCUGACGUUCUCUGGCUCCCUCUGCUGGCUUGUCCCCAGCACUUACUCGGCUAACAGCCUGCUGGCGUCAACACGCUUUGUGCACUCUGCAGCAUGCGACGUGUGCCACCUUAACUAUUUUGCAGAACACAAAGCCAAGGGAUCAGGUUGUUAGCAUCACCUUCAAAUUAGGAGUUUCAUUUGAUGCAUGGUGGUGCGGUGGUUGCAGCGCUGUCGCCUCACAGCAAAGGGGUUCGGGAUUUGAAUCCAGGUCUGGGUCCUUCUGUGCGGGGUUUGCAUGUUCUCCCUGUGUCUGCGUGGGUUUUCUCCGGGUACUCCAGCUUCCUUCCACAAUCCCAAACACAUGCAC
Molecule: messenger RNA, 4475 nt
Organism: Scatophagus argus
Lineage: Eukaryota; Metazoa; Chordata; Actinopteri; Scatophagidae
Gene: fbxo41
Product: F-box protein 41
Exons: 14
Coding region: 385-2889 (834 amino acids)
Molecular function (GO): protein binding
Source: RefSeq, a predicted model, not a curated record